Messenger RNA from Aspergillus neoniger CBS 115656, 6087 nucleotides. RefSeq names its product MCM-domain-containing protein. Gene Ontology annotation, biological process: double-strand break repair via break-induced replication; DNA strand elongation involved in DNA replication; DNA replication. Gene Ontology annotation, cellular component: nucleus; MCM complex. The record is from RefSeq and is a predicted model, not a curated record. The transcript has 12 exons. Bases 1 to 6087 code for a protein of 2028 amino acids. Gene Ontology annotation, molecular function: ATP hydrolysis activity; ATP binding; single-stranded DNA helicase activity. NCBI's taxonomy places the organism in Eukaryota, Fungi, Ascomycota, Eurotiomycetes, Eurotiales, Aspergillaceae.
AUGCUUGACGACUCUGCUGAAAUAAUUGCCGAUGAGGACCGCGACACUGCCAAGACCGAACUUGGAGCGUUAUUGGAUAAGGAGGAGAUCGAAGAUUCCGAUAAAUUAUGGAGCCUUUUCUCAAAGGCUGGUCACCCUCUCGACCUGACUUCUGCAUUGCUGGCGAGACUAGGCAGCUCUGAUCGUGACGUUGAUAACAGAAGAGCCAGGCGACUUCUCAACUCCCUGCCUAUCGAGUCCCGAACUUCUGAGGAUUAUUUGCACAUGACCAAGUCCUGUAUUGCUACGGGGAAUCUUUCGGAUGUGGAUGGGAUAUGUCAGGAAGCAAUCUCAUACAGCCGCGGCGUCUUAUGUUGGGCAUACUGUUUUGCACAGUUUGUGAACUCUGAACAAUGGGAUUAUGUGCAGGAUAUUUGGAGAUCGAGGCCGUUGGGCGACAAGUCGCUGUGGCACACUGUCGCCCCUUGGCUACAGGUGUCUUCCGUGCAUAAGCCUUUGUUAGCACUUGCUGAUUACUUACAAGACCAGAGUCUCAACAGUCCAGUACGUCUUGCUGCUCGCUUCAUACUCAAUAAUGUAUUUUCUAGCACGGAGUUUGCCGAAGCUACUGCGACGGAGACCCUUCUAGCACUACUGCAAAAGUUCAACCAUCUGGACUUGAUCACUUCGCGGAAUUAUCUUGAUCUUAUCAACACCCUUCAAGAAUCAGAGCAACGAUCGACGUUUGUUCGAUCUAUCGUGGUUUAUCGGAAUUUCCGUUGGCAGAUGGAGGAAGAGACUCCACCCCGAAAGCUUCUGGCUAAGCUGUUGAAGCGUCUCGCUUCUUUCGAGAUCACGACCGGUAUCUUAUACUUCCUCGAUGAGAUUUCUCACUUCCAUCGCAAACCGACAGAGGACGUCUACAGGCAGGCGCUUAUUGUUUUUUCGAGAGCCGGUGAUGUGGAGAAUGUCCAGCAUGUAUUCGAGAGGUUCCUUUCGGACCACGGAAAGCCGCGAAGCCGCAAAAUCGUGGCUCCACUUCUCUAUGUCUACGCCAGAAUUGGCGAUGUUGAACAGACCACGCGUCAGUUCCGAAGAAUUUCGGAAGAGUUUAACCUUCAACCGAAUGACAUAUGUUGGAACAUCCUGCUUACAGCUUAUUCCAAAGCAGGAGAUCUUUCAGGGACCUUCGCCAUGUUCAAGAAGAUGAUGGAAGAGGGUGUUGAGCCCACCUCGCACACUUUUGGUAUAAUGAUGGGUCUUUGUGCUAACCGGGGCGAUGUUACUCAUGUCCGUGAUCUGCUCAGCCUAGCCCAACAACAUAACGUGCAGAUAACAGCCCCCAUGAUUGAUACAGUUGUGGAGGCUUAUUGCAACAACUCAGAGUGGGAGAUGGCUGAGCACGUUGCGGAGACUUGCCUCGGCCUCGACGUCAAGGGUUCUCGCGUAAGAAUGUGGAAUAUCUUGCUAUGGAAUUAUGCUUUCCGGAUGGAUCUGGAAGCUAUAUCAAGGAUACGCUCGCGGAUGGAUGCAUCAGGACUGGAGCCCGAUGAUAUGACCUAUUCUGCUCUCAUGCUCAGUCUUGUGCUUAUAGGCCAGACGGAUUCUGCCCGCCGCAUCCUGAGGGCACUCCACCGAGGUCGCCGCGUUUACGCCACUGAAUUUCACUACGCAGUCAUCCUGUAUGGCUACCUGAAGGACCGCAAUCGGGACAUGGUGCACAUCAUUUUCCGCGAAAUCAAAGACAGAUUCAAUCAGCCGGGACUUGGCUCGAGACUCCUUGUGCUCAAGAGUCAGAUCCAGCGAGAUUUGCAACUUUUGGCACAGGGCGGUCAGGUCGGCAACCACGCAAACAUUCGUCUCGAAAAUUCCGAGAAAUUCCUCGCAGAGACUCUUGCAGAUUACCACUCUACCAAGUUGGCGACGAAGUACCCCUUGCUGGGUUCUGGUAGGAUGUCUGCCAGGAAGGGAUUCCCUGCUGUUUAUUACGAAUAUAUGAUCUCUGCCUAUGGUAUGAAGGGGGCUUAUCUGUCGGCUCGGAGGCUUUUCGAUGACUAUACCGCUAGUCAUCCACCCAAAGACUCUGAUGAAGAGAAUUACCAUGACAUCGCGCCUCUUCGUUUGCUGUCUGCUUUGAUGCUCGCGCAUCUGAAGGCUGAACAGUACCAACAGGUGGAAGAAUGCUGGAACCUGGCUUUCACUCGUGCAUUGAAGAUAGCUAGUCCCACUUCUCCUGAGAUUGAUGAGUGGCUUAGUCGUCAACUCAACCCAGCUACGACAAAGAAGGACCCGAUUCUACCAGCGUACCGCUUCAUGCUAUCUCGCCCUCUUUCACUGUAUCUGCGUUCUUUGGCUUAUGGAAACGAGGUUUCGAAGAUCUCCGAGGUCAUAGCAAAGUAUGUGGAGGCAGGUUUCUCCAUGACAACCUUCAAUUGGUCCACUUUUGUGCAGAUGCUUGCGUCCUCCGACAGGUUGUCUGAUCAGAUUGAAGCUUUUACUGUCUUUGAACAUAAGUUCAUGCCCAACUUCCCUGGGUGGGAUAAUCUUCGUCGAGGAUAUGGUGCACGACCUCCGGGGGUGCCUUCAACCAUUGAUGCGAUGGAGAAUCCUAAACGGGCAAAGCCACCUAAUGUACUGGGCAGAUUGGGCCGGCGCUACUGGAGCAAGAUCCAGCCGGACUUCAUGCAGCCCACGUACGUGUCCAUGGUAUAUCUGGCUGCUGCAUUGAGGCGACUUCGCGAACAGAGCAUUCACGAGGGAGGCACGGAUCUUCAAGCUAUAUACGAUGCGGCGCCUAAGACGAUCGCAGCAGUUGCUAGACUUCCUUACCUCCGUGAGAAGUUCCAGGGUGUGCUCCUCCGGCGUCGGCAGGAGAAAGGCGAGAUGGUUGAUGAACUUGGACGUGAUCGUUAUGUGUGGACAGGCGGUAUUCUUGGUGUGGGCGGCCUGACUAGGUCUAAGUCACGGAAUGAACCUACUGCUGAAAAGGCGGGGCAAGACAGUAGCAAUAUUCGAUUGGACGAUGAUGAGCAAGAUUCCGAUGUUGCACCCUCGCCUUUCAGAAAUACCCUCGACUACCCCGAUGAAUAUGACAUGGAGGCCGAGACGCUGCUCGAGGAAAGAGACAAGGAACUCGGAACGAAGGAGGAAUUGAUGGACGAUGAAAGUCUCGUGGAAGAUGAUGAAGAUGAGUUCGACGAUCUGGAGGAGGACAUGGAGGUCGAAGGAGAAGAAGGAGAAAAUGAAGUAGAGGACGAAGAAUGGGUGGCAGAGGAGGCAGAAGAAGGAGAAGAUGUUUCUGAUGCCGAAGAACAGGACAUAUAUGAGCCCCAAAACGAGGGACAAACCCCUCUAGGCGAGGGGCCAAAGUCCCUGAGCCUUCCUGUAUCUUUCAUCAACUCAUCGCUCAGGUCUCUCACUGUCCUUGCCUCGUUCUUUUCAGCACCCAUCACCAGGUAUGGGAGCAUUCGCUCUUUAGUGUGCAUGAACCUCCUGCAACUUACUUGUCUCCUCAUAAUCGACCUUUGUGCUCUGUAUCACCGCUACACCGACGGAGAAUGGUCAAGCUCAGCAAGUUUGACGACGCCGCACAGGAUCGAGUGCGUGCCGCCGUUGAGUUUCUUGACCCCAGUUAGCAUCGAUGAGAUCCGAGCGCAUAACCGUGAGAUGGCCGAUGGCCUUCUCACGUCACCAUAUGAAUACUCUGAUGCCUUCGAAAAGGCCCUCAAAGAGAUCAUCAAGACUUUGCCGAAUAGGCCAUCGAGGGAAACGGGAGACGAUGUGAACUACCAUUGCGGCUUUGUUGGCGCAUUUGGAGAAUAUUCCUGCAACCCUAGGACGCUCGGUUCCUCCCACCUGAACCGAAUGAUCUCCCUCGAGGGUAUCGUCACGAAGUGCUCUUUGGUCCGACCCAAGAUCAUUCAGAGUGUGCAUUGGAGCGAGCGCGGUCAGAAGUUCCUUACAAGAAAGUACAUCGAUGCGACGAUGACGGCCAGUGGUGCCACGAGCAUGAGCAUCUAUCCCCAGGAAGACGAGGAGAAGAAUCCGCUUGUCACAGAGUACGGUUUCUCCACAGCCCCGGCUGGCCAGCUACCUCGGAGUGUGGAUGUGAUUGUUGACGAUGAUCUGGUUGAUCGGGCUAAGCCAGGAGACAGAAUCCAGUUGGUCGGAGUUUACCGCUCUCUGGGUAACAGAAACGCUUCGUCUACGUCUGCUACAUUCCGCACGCUUGUCCUUGCGAAUAACAUUAUCCAACUGUCUUCGAAAUCCGGUGGAGGAAUCGCGCAGGCCACCAUUACCGACACCGACAUCCGUAACAUCAACAAAGUCUCCAAGAAGAAGGGCGUUUUUGAGCUCUUAUCGCACUCGCUCGCGCCCAGUAUCUAUGGACAUGAUUACAUCAAGAAGGCCAUCCUGCUCAUGCUGCUCGGUGGUAUGGAGAAGAACCUGGACAACGGCACUCAUUUGCGUGGUGAUAUCAACAUUCUCAUGGUCGGUGACCCUUCGACCGCCAAGUCUCAACUGCUUCGUUUCGUUUUGAACACCGCCCCGCUUGCGAUUGCCACGACAGGUCGAGGAUCUUCCGGUGUCGGUCUUACGGCUGCCGUCACGUCUGACAAGGAAACUGGCGAGCGGAGACUUGAAGCUGGUGCCAUGGUUCUGGGUGAUCGCGGUGUGGUCUGCAUUGAUGAGUUCGACAAGAUGAGCGAUGUCGAUCGUGUGGCUAUCCACGAAGUCAUGGAGCAGCAGACUGUCACCAUUGCGAAGGCCGGUAUUCACACGAGUUUGAACGCCCGAUGCAGUGUUCUGGCCGCCGCCAAUCCGAUCUACGGACAAUACGACCCCCACAAAGACCCCCACAAGAACAUUGCCCUUCCGGAUUCUCUAUUGUCGCGUUUCGAUUUACUCUUCGUCGUGACCGAUGACAUUGAGGAUUCCAGGGACAGAAUGGUGUCAGAGCACGUCCUCCGUAUGCACCGCUACCGCCAGCCCGGCACUGAGGAGGGUGCUCCUGUCCGCGAACAGCUUCACCAAACGCUUGGUGUCGGCCUCGAGGAUACGCAGGACUCGAACCAGCCUACAGAUGUUUACGAGAAGUUCAAUGUCAUGCUUCACGCCGGCAUGGCCCACAUGAGCCGGUCCAAGAGCAAGAACAUUGAAAUCUUGAGCAUUCCCUUCAUCAAGAAAUACAUUCAGUACGCCAAGUCUCGUGUCAAGCCCGUCUUGACUAAGGGUGCCGCCGACCACAUUGUCGCAACAUAUUCCGCUCUGAGAAACGACGAACUGUCUGGUAACCAGCGCAGAACAUCGCCCAUUACUGCUCGUACCUUGGAAACCUUGAUCCGUCUAUCCACGGCCCACGCCAAGUCACGCCUCUCGAACAGAGUCGAGGAGCGCGAUGCCAAGGUCGCAGAGUCUAUCCUCCGGUUCGCCAUGUUCAAGGAAAUCGUUGAAGAUGAGCGCCGCAAGAGGAGAAAGGUCGCUUCGUUUGACGAAGAUUCAGACAGUAGCGACUCUGAUUCUGACGACGAUAACACUCCUGCGCAAACAUCCAGCGCCACCCCCAGAGCAUCCAGGAGAGGCGGUCUCCGAUCCCGUGCAGCCAACGCUCGUUUCGCCACCAACGAGGACACAGAGAUGGAUGCGGACGGAGAUGCUGUCUCCGAGGAUGGCGAUGGCUUGUACAAUUCUAGUCCCCGCGGUCAACGACUCCGCUCUAGCCAAACGUCCCGCGCACAGACACAAACACAAAGUCAGUCCCGGAUGUCUGUGGCUUCAUCUCGACCCGCGUCACAGCUGGUCGAGUCCCAGACAGACAACUCGCAGUCGCAGAACACGAUUGCUUCAUCUGAGCCGAUCCAGCCUGCUCGCUUGACGGUCUUCAGGCAAGCACUGGGUCCUCUGAUGGGCACACGACUAUUCACCCACGGUGACACCGCCGACGUCGAAUCGCUUAUCGGAGCUGUGAACACUGCGCUGCGCAACACGCCUUCCCUCGGCGAAUCGCACGUCUUCCAGCGCGGGGAAGCUAUCCAGGCCCUGAGGGCUAUGAACGAGAGGAACGAAUUAAUGUACCUUGAGGAUGACGAAACCGUCUACAGAAUCUAA